This is a messenger RNA of Ceratotherium simum simum (southern white rhinoceros), 1667 nucleotides long. RefSeq names its product myosin binding protein H (gene MYBPH). The record is from RefSeq and is a predicted model, not a curated record. Lineage: Eukaryota; Metazoa; Chordata; Mammalia; Perissodactyla; Rhinocerotidae. Gene Ontology annotation, molecular function: protein binding. Gene Ontology annotation, biological process: sarcomere organization. Gene Ontology annotation, cellular component: M band.
AAUAAUUUUGCUGGGGGUGGGGCGGCCCCUGACUAUAUAAGCCUGGACCUAGGUGUCCCAGGCACGCUGGAGGCCCUGACCCUCCACUGCUGACCCCUGCACACUCCAGCCUGAUCCCCAGCCAGUCCAGCAAUGACAGAAAUAGCCACCUCGGAGGCCCCCGCCUGUGGUCCGGAGGAGACCGCUUCUGAGUCUGCCAAGGUGCCCACCACAGAGCCCUCGGGAGAAGUGGCAGCAUUGGAGUCGGCCAGGGAAGAGCAGGCUCCCACGCCCCAGGAGCCUGCCCCUCAGGCACUUGCCCCCGCAGCCACUAAACCCGCACCUGCAAGUGAAGAUCUCCCCAGUGCCCCGCGGCUGCUGGCCGUGGAGGAUGUGAGCGACAGCUCAGUGACUGUGAGCUGGGAGCCCCCGGAGAGGCUGGGGCGGCUGGGGCUGCAGGGCUACGUGCUGGAGCUCUGCAGAGAGGGAGCCUCGGCGUGGGUGCCUGUGAAUGCCCGUCCCAUGAUGGUGACACAGCAGACCAUGCGGAACCUGGCUCUGGGAGACAAGUUCUUCCUGCGUGUGGCUGCGGUGAGCUCUGCAGGGGCCGGCCCGCCCACUGUGCUGGACCAGCCUGUCCACAUCCAAAAGACCAUCGAGGCCCCCAAGAUCCGUGUCCCCCGCCACCUUCGUCAGACCUACAUCCGCCAGGUGGGAGAGGCAGUCAACCUGCAAAUCCCCUUCCAGGGGAAUCCCAAGCCUCAGGCCUCGUGGACCCACAACGGCCACACCCUGGACAGCCAGCGGGUGAGCAUCCGCACUGGGGACCAGGACUCCAUCCUCUUCAUCCGCUCAGCCCAGCGCUCCGACUCAGGCUGCUAUGAGCUCACAGUGCGGCUGGAAGGCAUGGAGGCCAAGGCAGCCAUUGACAUCCUUGUGAUCGAGAAACCUGGACCCCCCAGAAGCAUCAGGCUACUGGACGUCUGGGGCUGCAACGCUGCCCUUGAGUGGACAGCACCCCAGGACACAGGCAACACAGACCUCCUGGGCUACACAGUGCAGAAGGCAGACAAAAAGACAGGGCAAUGGUUCACGGUGCUGGAGCGCUACCACCCGACCACCUGCACCAUCUCCGACCUCAUCGUGGGCAACUCGUACUCCUUCCGGGUCUUCUCGGAAAACCUAUGUGGACUCAGCGCCUCGGCCGCUGUCACCAAGGAGCUUGCUCACAUCCAGAAGGCAGAUACUGUUGCCAAACCUAAAGGGUUUGUUGAGCGAGACUUCUCAGAAGCCCCCUCGUUCACCCAACCCCUGGCUGACCAUACCUCCACCCCCGGCUACAGCACCCAGCUCUUCUGCAGUGUCCGAGCAUCGCCCAAGCCCAAGAUCAUCUGGAUGAAAAACAAGAUGGACAUCCACGGCGAUCCCAAAUACCGCGCCCUCUCCGAACAAGGCGUCUGCACCCUGGAGAUCCGGAAACCCAGCCCCUUUGAUUCUGGAGUCUACACCUGCAAGGCCGUCAACGUGCUGGGCGAGGCAUCUGUGGACUGCCAGCUGGAGGUUAAAGCCUCAGCCACACACUGAAGAGCAUCUGGAAGAGGCUGUGAUGAGGAGAAAGGUGCUGCAGGCCUGAGGGCUCAGGGCCGCCAGGCCCAGAACCAAGCUCCAUGGAAGCCAGACCCCCAUUU